Molecule: messenger RNA, 3000 nt
Organism: Paramecium tetraurelia
Lineage: Eukaryota; Ciliophora; Oligohymenophorea; Peniculida; Parameciidae
Exons: 5
Biological process (GO): calcium ion transmembrane transport
Cellular component (GO): membrane; intracellular membrane-bounded organelle
Molecular function (GO): ATP hydrolysis activity; P-type calcium transporter activity; ATP binding
Source: RefSeq, a predicted model, not a curated record
AUGGAAGGGAAGAGUUUGAAAAAAUUAAUUGAAAUAGGAGGCGAUCAAGGUUUAUUAACAGCAUUCUAAUCUAAUGUUAAUAAUGGAGUUGAUUCAAAUGAAAAUGUUUUAAGACUGAGAUAAUUGUAUGGAGAAAAUUUACCAGUGGAGAAAGAAUUAUCAUCUAUAUUUUCAAUGAUUAUUGAGUGUUUCGGAGACACCAUGUUAUAAAUAUUGUUGGUAGCUUCAUUAGUCUCAACUGGGAUUGGAAUCUACAAGGAAGGUAUUGAGACUGGGUGGAGUGAAGGAGCAACAAUAUUCUUUGCAGUAUUUUUAAUAGUUUCAAUUACUGUUGGGAAUAAUUAUGUUAAAGAAAGAUAAUUUCAAAAAUUAUACCAUAAAUUAGAUGAAUCAAAGCAGCAAGUUAUUAGAAAUUCUAAAGUAUAAUAAAUUGAUAGCAAAGAAUUGGUUGUGGGAGAUAUUCUAUUUUUUAAUAUUGGUGAUUUAUUAUAAGUGGAUGGAUUAAUGGUCUCUGGAUCAGAAGUGAAAAUGGAUGAGUCAACUGUCACAGGAGAAUCAGAUUCUAUCCGCAAAUUACCAUACAACGAGAUAACCGAAUAUCUGAUGAUGAAAUCCAGUCAAUCUUAAUAAAUGAAAAACAGCAAUUAAUUAAAGAAAUAAUUAAAAAAUGCAUCUCCAUUUAUGAUCUCUGGAACUAAAGUGAUGGAUGGCACAGGAACUAUGUUAGUAUUAACUGUAGGAUAAAAUACAUGCGCAGGAAAAACAAAGUUAUUACUCGAUCAAGAAACUCCUCCCACUCCAUUAUAAUAAAAAUUGGAAGGAUUGGCUGAAGAUAUUGGUAAGUUUGGCACCUUUGUUGCUAUUAUCACAUUUUUUGCAUUAACUGUUCAUCAAUUAAUUUUGGGAUUUAUGGGUUAUAAUAAAAUUUUGAGUAUUGAAACAUUACAAUUUGUUAUACAAUCAUUCAUGAUAGGAGUAACUAUUAUUGUGGUUGCAGUUCCAGAAGGAUUGCCAUUGGCUGUUACUAUAGCAUUAGCAUAUUCUGUGAAUAAAAUGAAGGAUGAAAAUAACUUAGUCAAAAAUUUAGCAUCUUGUGAAACUAUGGGAGGAGCUAAUACAAUAUGUAGUGAUAAAACAGGAACCUUGACAUAAAACAAAAUGACUGUCACUGGAUUAUGGAUUGAAAAUGAUAUUUUUAUGAACUAAGCUAUUUAUGAUAAGAAGGAUGCUCAAGUACCUAGAUAAAUGUAAGAAUUACUAGCUGAAAGUGUAACAUUCAAUUCAACUGCUUAUCCCACCAAAACAGAAACAGGAAACUUUAUAUAGACUGGUAAUAAAACUGAAUGUGCGUUACUUGAAUUAACAGAUAGAUUCGGAUACAGCAUUUCAUUAUACAGACCAACUGAUAAAAUUGUCAAAGUCUUACCUUUUAGUAGCAGAAGAAAGAAGAUGGCUACAGUCAUAUAUUAUAAAGGAUUUCUAAGAGUUUUUGUAAAAGGAGCAUCGGAAAUCAUUUUGAAUCAAUCAACCAAGUUAAUCGCAAAAGGAUAAGAACAUUACUUAGAUGAAAAUAAAAAAAAAUAAAUAAAAUAAGAUGUGAUUGAUAGAUUCGCAUCUAGAUCUUUGAGAACCAUUGCAAUAGCAUAUAAGGAUACAAACUAUAAAGGAACUUAACAUUAAUUAAAGGAAUUAGCCUUUAAUUUAAGUGAGGAGGAGUUGGAAAAAGAUUUGGUUUUAAUCGCAAUAGCUGGGAUUAAAGAUCCAAUCAGAAAAGAUGUUCCUAAUUCAAUAAAAGCAUGUAAUAAAGCUGGAAUCUAAGUCAGAAUGUUAACAGGUGAUAAUACAUUGACUGCUAUUGCAAUUGCUAAGGAGAGUGGAAUAUUAUCGUCGGCAUAACCUAAGGAAUAUGAGUGCAUGGAAGGAAAGGACUUUAGAGAAAAUGGUAAAAAAGUCUUAAGAAUUGCCAAUUAGGAAAUAUUUAAUAAGAUUAGCAAAUAGUUAAAAGUCUUAGCCAGAGCUACUCCUGAAGAUAAAUUUAUGUUAGUCACUGGCCUAAUUGAUCAAGGAAAUAUUGUUGCUGUGACAGGAGAUGGAACAAAUGAUGCUCCAGCUUUAAAAAAAGCAGACGUAGGAUUCGCUAUGGGGGAAUCUGGUUCUGAUGUCGCAAAAGAUGCGGCUGACAUUAUAUUAGUAGACGAUAAUUUUAGUAGCAUUAUAACAGCAAUUAAAUGGGGUCGUAACAUUUAUGAUUGUAUUAGGAAGUUCAUCCAAUUCCAAUUGACUGUUAAUAUAGUGGCUCUUUUUAUGGCCUUUUUAGGAGCUGUCAUUCUAAAUUAAUCUCCUCUUAAUACUAUCUAAAUGUUAUGGGUUAAUCUUAUUAUGGAUACGUUUGCUUCUUUAGCCUUGGCAACAGAACCACCUAGUUCAGCACUCUUGGACAGAUAACCAUACAAAAGAACCUAACCAAUAGUUUCAGCUUAUAUGUAUAGAACUAUUUGCUGUCAAAGUCUCUAUUAAUUGGCUGUUCUUAAUUGCAUUUUAUUUCUUUAUCCUUCUGAUGAGUUGACAAAGCUCAGUAUCUUUUUUUAAACUUUUGUAAUUAUGUAGGUUUUCAAUUCAAUAACUUGUAGGCAGCUCGAUUAUCAAUCACUUAAUCCAUUUAAUAAUUUAUUCAAUAAUGGAAUGUUUUGGUUGAUUUAACUCAUAACAGUUUCAAUUUAAUUUGCAUUGUUAUAAUUCGCUGCUAAUUACGUUAAAGUUAGACAAUUAACCAUAAUAGAACAUUCGAUAUGUGCAGGAUUUGGUGUUUUGGGAAUGUUAGCUGGGAUUAUAUUUAAAUUAAUACCUGAGGGUUGUUGGAGAAGGGUACAUCUAUUUAAAGAAACAGAAAUUGCAGAGGAAAACAUGGAUGCUACAUUGACAAGUUAACUCAGAAGAAAAUCAUCACAAAGAUUGCAUUCAAAAGUAAUGAUCAAUGUAAAAAGUGGAGAACAUAAAUGA